Phialemonium atrogriseum is the source of this 954-nucleotide messenger RNA. Its product is annotated as Mss4-like protein. The transcript is spliced from 2 exons. The record is from RefSeq and is a predicted model, not a curated record. Gene Ontology annotation, molecular function: carbon-sulfur lyase activity. NCBI's taxonomy places the organism in Eukaryota, Fungi, Ascomycota, Sordariomycetes, Cephalothecales, Cephalothecaceae. Bases 244 to 804 code for a protein of 186 amino acids.
UGUCACGCCUACGCCCUGGUCGAAGGGCGCGCUACGCGCUGAUCCCCGCCACAGAUUGGCCAGUGUCGCCUCUCUGCUUGGUAUGAAGAACACAGGGCGCGCCUUGUUCCUGGUUCUGUGAAACUAUGCGGGCAAUAGAGGAACUACACAUACUAUAUAUUCCUCUAAGAUCACAGUCAGCAGGAAAACUCGCAACUCACCACUCUCCACUCAACACUCACUAUUCACCGGCAACAUCUCAUAAUGUCUAGCGCAAAAGCUUUGGCCGGAGACUUCCCGGUUCCAAAGUUCAUCGAAGGUGGCUGCGUCUGUGGCGCGUUGCGAUACCGUGUGGAUUUCCCGGAAGACCAUGACUUUAAGGCCGCAUCUGGCAGCUGCCAAUGCACUCAAUGCCGCAAGCAGACCGGGUCUCUGUUUUUCCUUCACCAGACUGUUCCUGCUACGGCAUUCAGCUUCACGUCGGAUACUUCGACCCUGAAGACAUUCCAGGCCAGUCCUAAAGCUUACAGAGCCUUCUGCUCGACUUGUGGCACGUUCUUCUACUGGCAGCCCCAGUCGCGCGAGUACGUAAGCCUCGCAGUCGGCACCAUAGACCCGCUCUACCUGUUCGGAGAGGGCUCCGAUGGGGUGCAGACCGGGCUUCGGGAGGGAGAAGUUGGGCCUAUUCCCAAGAAGGGCUAUGGAUUGGCCCUCGCCGGUGGGGGUGGGGAUCACGGAUGGUGUGCGAAUGAGAUACCAGGGGUUACCGACAACGUCCCCGUGCUUGGACUUGCUCGGGGAAGGAGGCUCGCUGAGGACUGUUGAUACAGGAGAGACUGCUGAACACCGCUGGGAGGGCUGCAAGACACGAACGUUUCCAGUCAGAGUGGAUCAGAUUAAAUUCAACAUGAUUCUGUCUUAUGCGACUCAAUGCACAAUGCACGCCCACUACUUUAUUACAGCGGAUAUUGUGCC